This is a messenger RNA of Helianthus annuus (common sunflower), 1332 nucleotides long. RefSeq lists its product as uncharacterized. The transcript is spliced from 7 exons. Gene Ontology annotation, biological process: regulation of transcription by RNA polymerase II. Gene Ontology annotation, cellular component: chromatin; histone deacetylase complex. The record is from RefSeq and is a predicted model, not a curated record. Gene Ontology annotation, molecular function: chromatin DNA binding; transcription coregulator activity; histone H3K9 demethylase activity. NCBI's taxonomy places the organism in Eukaryota, Viridiplantae, Streptophyta, Magnoliopsida, Asterales, Asteraceae. The coding region runs from base 143 to 697 and encodes 184 amino acids.
AAUCAAACCCUACAUUCUCCAUUUUAUUCAGCGCCGCUUCUGACUGCCUGCCACUGUCGGUAGGUAAACCCUAGUGCACCAUUGCCGCUUCAGACGCGCCACAUCUUCUGCCUCCAGUUAACCAAAGUAGCGCACGGACUCAAUGGGAACUGAAGAAUGCGUGUUAAAUCUUGAUGACAUGGUGAUUGUUCAUAGGAAUGUAUCACCAUGCCCAAGAUUCGAUCAAUCAGAAGAUGAAAAUGCUUUCUUUAUCGAUGCGUUUCUUGAGUUACCUGGUGGUGCCUCUGAAAGAAAAGCCACCGCAAGCAGAAACCAAUCUUCCUUAUUAGCCCAUGCAGAAUCUUUGACUCCGAGUUACCUGCAUGAAGAAGAUGUGAAUGUCCUCAGGUGGUUCAUUAGUCAAGUGGAGAAACCACCUAUGGUUCAAGAAUCUGCUAGCCACAGAGUUAUGGAGGUUCAUAAUACCACCCUACCCAUUAAUGGCAACCUUAAUGUGGCUACUAAGUUGCCUGAUCUAUCAUCAAAACCAGACAUGGGUCCAAAGAUGGAUAUUGCUUAUGGAGACUCCGUUACUAAGCUUCACUAUGAAAAAUCUGAUACUGUGAAUGUACAAAGCUUAACAAGAAAAAAAAAAGUGAAAGAAAAGCAUGGUGACGCAAUGGAGGGAAUCCGGUGUCAUUACAUCCACAAAGCUUAACAAGACAAAAAAAGUGAAAGAAAAGCAUGGUGACGCAAUGGAGGGAAUCGCUCUGUGAGAUGUAUUUCAUAGGCAAGAUGUAGCUAAAUUAGAGGAAUAUUUAAGAAAUCACAUAGCAGAGUUUAGGAAUACUGAUUGUCUUUCAGUUGAGCAGGUAAUUCUACAAAACAGUAAUUUUUAGGAGGUUCAGAAGGCUAAACGUGUAAAUUUUCGUCAUUGCAUUUUCAUGGUCGUUAGAUAUAGCACAAAUGAAAUCAAGGGUUGAGAAGGUCGGUGGUAUGCCCAACUAUUUGGAGACCAUUCAUCUAAAGAUGAUCUUUCACAAGUCUCAAGGUGAAACCGAUGUGUGGCUCGACAAAAAUAAUAACAGUAUGCAACUACGGGUGGUUGUGGACCUGACAAUGCGGUUUGUUGACGUGGUUUCUUGACUCCCAUAGAUGGUGUUCUUCAAGAAUUGGAAAUUUUUAGUUUGCCACAGAAAGGGGAGACGCUAAAUGGGAAUGGAUUCAAGCUUUCUGAACCAAGAUGCUUGAUUAAGAUUUGAAGUUUUUCCAUAAAGAUACACCCUUUUAUAAUUUUACGUUUAUCUUGUAAUCGAUUCCUAUAAUAUAUUUAUUGUAUAAAUAGUUAAUCAA